Molecule: messenger RNA, 1471 nt
Organism: Microdochium trichocladiopsis
Lineage: Eukaryota; Fungi; Ascomycota; Sordariomycetes; Xylariales; Microdochiaceae
Product: DNA-directed RNA polymerases I and III 40 kDa polypeptide-like protein
Exons: 2
Coding region: 138-1295 (385 amino acids)
Biological process (GO): DNA-templated transcription
Cellular component (GO): RNA polymerase III complex; RNA polymerase I complex
Molecular function (GO): DNA binding; protein dimerization activity
Source: RefSeq, a predicted model, not a curated record
GCAACACCUCCCCCGGCGCCAGAGGAACGAACCCCCCACGCCUGUUCUGUCUGUACACUGUCGCGCACACGACAAACGCCAAUACCAGCCUCUUUCAACCACACACACACACACCCAUUCACAUCUACACAUCCACAAUGGCUCCCUCCUCAGGUCGCAAAGGCGCCAAGGCGGCCACCGCUGCUGCUGACGAGAUCCCCGCGAGCAAUAUUGUCGGCAUCAACAAGGAGACGGUGACAAACACCGUGUCGACCGACUACCCGGGCCACUACGUGGACGAGGACCACGCGUGGGACAAGGAGCACUUCCGGUCCAACUUCCGCGUCCAGUUCCACGCCAACGACCAGCACGAGGCGCAGUUCUCGCUCGUCGGCGUCGACGCCUCCAUCGCCAACGCCUUCCGCCGCAUCCUCAUCGCCGAGAUCCCCACCCUCGCCAUCGACAUCGUCUUCAUGCACAACAACACCUCGGUCAUCCAGGACGAGGUCCUCGCCCACCGCCUCGGCCUGAUCCCCUUUACGGGCUCCAAGCGAGGGAUCCGCGACUGGAUGCGCUUCUUCAAGCCCCCCGCCGAAGGGCAGGACACGUACGACACGACCUUUGACAACAACACCGUCUCGCUCAAGCUCGCCGUCAAGUGCGAGCACAACAAGGACGCCCCCGCCGACAGCAGCGACCCCAAGGAGCUCUACCACAACGCGCACGUGUACGCGCGGGACAUUGAGUUCCAGCCCCUGGGCGGGCAGGAGCAGUACUUUUCCGGCCCCGAGGGCGCCAUCCGGCCCGUCAACCCGGACAUACUCGUCGCCAAGCUCCGCCCGGGCCAGGAGGUCGACAUUGAGAUGCACAUGCACAAAGGCUACGGGUGGGACCACGCCAAGUGGUCCCCCGUCUCGACCGCCAGCUACCGGCUCAUGCCCAUCAUCAACAUCACCAGGCCCGUGCUCGGCGACGACGCGCGCAAGUUCCAGUCGUGUUUUCCCGAGGGCGUCAUCGCGCUGGAAAAGGUCACCAGGCAGGAGGCCAAGACCGCGGGGAGCGGGUACGAGGGCCACGAGGGCGAGGUCAAGGCCGUCGUCGCCGACCCCAUGCGCGACACCGUCUCCCGCGAGGUCCUCCGCCACCCAGAGUUCGAGGGCAAAGUCAAGCUCGGCCGCAGGAAGAACCACUUCAUCUUCUCCAUCGAGAGCACCGGCCAGUGGGACAGCGACGAGCUCUUUGUCGAGGCCGUCAAGACGCUCAAGCGGAAAUGCCAGCGGCUCAGGCCGGCGGUUCUGCAGAUGGUGCAGGCCUGAGGGGAGGUGUGUGGAAUUUUUUGCGGGUGCAAGCAGGUGAUGAGCAAAAGAGAGAGAUAGAAGCGCGGGGGGAAAGGACACGGUCGGGCUUUGCAGAUCUGGCGUUUUGUAUUUCCUCAUAGCAGUACAUCAAAAGGCGUUGAAUUAGAUACACUCGUCAAAACAUAUUUCAGUCU